AUGAAAUGUCAAAUUUGUUUAACGGAAAGUCCUUUUCCUCGAUAUCCUUUGGACUUGAUCUCGGCUAAAAUCUUCAAAGAUUUGAUUGAGGAGAUUUUUCACAUGCAGAUUUUUCCGCAAAACGACACCGAGAUGUCUGUUUGCCCGCGAUGCGAAGAGAAAUUGCACGAAAUUAACGAUUUUUACCGGAUGGUGUUGCGUUGUCACUCGAAUUCUAUGCUGGAUCACGGUCUGGAUUUCCUUCAAGAGCUGCGAGAAGAUGAAAUUCAAACAGCACUCGAUCUUUUCGGCAUCGAUGAGUUUGAGAGUUUUUCCAUGGAGCAUCACGUGACGUCUGAAACUCCUGAAAUUGUCGAAGAAAAGUUCGUUUGCGACAUUUGUGGGAAAAUUUUUGAUGCGAAAGACGUGCUGGAGCAUCACAUGAUGCUAAAACAUCUCAAAAAUUCCGUUUCUUGUGAGAUUUGUGGGAAGCAGCUUAGUCCUUCGAGCGUUUAUUUGCAUCAAAAAACGCAACAUUCUUUCGUGGAAGGUCUAAAAUGUGACAUUUGCGGCGUUUUUUUGAAGCACGAACGAAGUUUGAAGGAACAUCUGAAGAAAUUUCAUCACAUUGCAGCUCAGAAAAAAGCUUUUCAUCGAAUUUGUUCGAGUUGCGUCGCUUUUGAGAUGUCAUUGCCAGUGCACCAACACGUCAUCAUCGAGUGUGAUCAUCAUCAGAUCCAUUCCCUAUCGAGUCUCGAGCUCUCAGGUUUUACCGAAGAGCAAUGGCGUGCCUUGACUGAACAUUUUCAGAUCGAGAAGAAACAAGGAACGUAUUCGGACUUUUAUCGGGCCUCCGCUCACAAAGUUAAACGAGAAAGUCAAUCGAUUACGGACCUCUUGAACUACUUGUCUCACAAUUAUGGAUUCGUUUUGGUCACUGUCACGUUCAGCAAUCACAAGAAUCAGUUCGUUUUGAGAAGAGAAACUUUCAGACAAAAUCUUUAA
Culicoides brevitarsis is the source of this 984-nucleotide messenger RNA. RefSeq names its product zinc finger protein 69 homolog. The record is from RefSeq and is a predicted model, not a curated record. Gene Ontology annotation, molecular function: zinc ion binding. The coding region runs from base 1 to 984 and encodes 327 amino acids. The transcript has 3 exons. Gene Ontology annotation, cellular component: nucleus. NCBI's taxonomy places the organism in Eukaryota, Metazoa, Arthropoda, Insecta, Diptera, Ceratopogonidae.